ACCAAAGACCUCUGCAAGAACUUGGAAGAAAAAGCUGAGCGUCUGAGGCAACUACAAGACCAGGCUGAGAUGGUGAUCUCGGAUUUGGCAAUAUCUCAACGUUUGAGACAAUUCCGUCGACAACUAGUUGGAUUUGCCGACGAGAACACAUUUGAUGGUGCUGCUCAAAAAUUCGAAAGCCUGAUCACAAACGAUCUUCCCACAGCAGAUGAUCCACUUCAAUUCCUCGCUAUCAUUCUAGAGUUGAAGAAAUUAGAAGAAGUAGAAACUAAGGCCUUUGAGGACGUGAACGAGUUGGCCUUCACAGAUCAAGAAAAAGCAGAACGAGAUCGAUUAGCUACCCUCUACGACUUACGACAAGAGGAGCGUAAACGGCUGACUUUGGGUUACAUGUACUCGUACCAUGACUACUUGAAUGCUCUUUUCCGUUACCUGGAAGAAAAAGCUGUACAGCUCAUAAAUAACAGAUCGCUAGAGGAGCUACAAGCAUUCAGUGACGGGGAAUGGAAGCGAUGGAAGGAGGCUGUUGGGGAGCUUGAAAGUGUUCUUGAUGCCUCUAUGCGGGUGCGAUUCCGUCCCGAAUUCGCAGAUUUGCAGAGAAAAGCAUUCUCACUCGACAGCAAAAUCGCUAGAUCGAUCGCUAACUCGGCGAAAUAUCGUCGCCAUGAAGAGAAAUUGGCCAUCAAACUGACACAAUUCGAAGCUUGGCUGAAGGCAAUGGAGGACGACCUGAACAUGGUCGAAUCCAUGCCUGAAAGCGACGAACAGACGGCACGUUUGGCUCAGCUGCUUUCCAACUGUAUGAGUCAUCAGAGGCUGGUCAGCAAGUUGGAGCGGCUAAGUGUUCCAAAUCGUGAUCACAUAGCUCAUUUGUGCCAGAAGUACUAUGAAAUUGUGUCAAGAUUAAAACGCUACAACAUUGAGGAAGGAUCACUGCCUCUACACGUUCGCACUCUCAUUCAAGCUACUCCAUCACAAUCUCAGUUAUCAAUCAGCUCUUUGGCUUCUUCCGAAGUCAUGGAGCGUCCAGAAUCGGUUCAAUCCGCUACCUCAAGUGUUGACAUUGCCGUUGCUGGUGCAGAAAGCGAAACUCCGCUAGAGAAGUCCAUUAAUAAGAUCCGAAGACGUCUUCACCUACUUAUCCAGUCGUAUAACGAAGGACCUAAACCUCUCCCAAUUGCUACUAAUGAUUAUAAUCUUCUUUCGGUUAGCUGA
Messenger RNA from Strongylus vulgaris, 1215 nucleotides. Lineage: Eukaryota; Metazoa; Nematoda; Chromadorea; Rhabditida; Strongylidae. The record is from the annotation of a GenBank genome assembly.